Scaptodrosophila lebanonensis is the source of this 1468-nucleotide messenger RNA. RefSeq lists its product as uncharacterized. Lineage: Eukaryota; Metazoa; Arthropoda; Insecta; Diptera; Drosophilidae. The record is from RefSeq and is a predicted model, not a curated record. The transcript is spliced from 3 exons. Bases 295 to 1239 code for a protein of 314 amino acids.
UUAUUGCAAUAUUAAACAACGUUGGAACCUCACGUUCAAGGCUCAAAACCUGUGGAAGCAGGACGUGUCAGCGUUUGGUGAAGAGAAACCAGUCUGGUAACGCCACAACAGCUGACUUCUUUGCACUUUUAAUCAUCACAUCGAUACUGUUAUGUCGAAAAGCUAGAUCUCACUCAUCUUUUAAGUUGUUAUGUUAACGUAGCAGGCGAAAAAGUCGACACAUGUAUUUCAAGAGAAGCUCAUUCGCAAGCAGGCUGUCAUCAAAAUAGUUAAGUGCAGAUUUAUAAAGAGAAAAUGUUCGAGGAGUUUUCAAAUGACACCCAUUGGCGGCCAAUACAAAAUAGUAGAGCUCCGCAGCGCUGGAUGGGGAAUCAAAACGCAAAUAACAACAACCAGCUAAUUAAUGAUCCGGCGCUGGGAAGAAGGCGUUUGAGUGGCGCCGGCAAUAAGUGGUACCUGCGCUACCUCAAAGAUGGAUUCGAACCAGAGGAGGCAUAUCGUAAAGCACUAGAACGACGUCCAGUUCCAAACGUGUCACAGAAUGCUGAUCGAAAGCGUUCAAAUUAUUCGCGUCCCAUCACAUCGAUACCAAAAAGGUUGCACACAGUUCGUGAGGAAGAGCCAGUGGAGGGAGAAAGAAAGAGUAACACUCGUGAUCGUGAUCUCGAAGACAAGGAAAAAUUGGUAGCUAUUGUGCCCGUUGGCUACCCAAAAGAGACGCUAUCCCCGAAAGAUCUCAUAAAAGUUGAAGAGGCCGUUUUGUUAGAGGUUGCCAGCGACCCGGACGACUCGCUGAGCCUAGACCGUCUGGAAUUCAAGUCGGGGUACAUGCUGGUCGACUGUCCCGACAAGAAGACAGCUAAAUGGCUGUUGAACGUGGUGGCGAAGCUUUCCAUCUGGAAUGGGAAACCUUUGGAGGCAAAGCUAGGCGGUAGCGUGUUACCCGAUCGCAAUGUCACUCUCUACAUUCCCAACAGUGCGACCAAGGAUCAGGAAUUUAUCAUGGCUCUUCUGCGCAACCAAAACAGUCUCUGCACAGACACUUGGAAAGUGUUGUCAUUCACGAAGGUGGGCGAUGAUUGCGUACUGGUCCUUCGCAUCGACAAUAUGUCAAUGCAGAAGAUUAAUGAAAACGGCAACAAAGUGUGGUUCCGUUUCGGUACCAUCCCAGUGAAUGAAGUGGUGGAUCUGACCGAGGUUGACGAAAAGGACGAUAAACCAUCGGAGGAAUCAACAUAAAUUAAAAUUCUCCAGGCAAAUACUACCCCUACGAAUAAUAAUUCUUAUAGAAUUAAUUCUAUGACACAAAAAUAGUAUAUAUACUCAUACUUAACGUGUAUAGUACAUCAAAAAUCGCAUUUACAUUCCCCACAUACUUAUAACACUCCCGUUUCUACAGCUGCGACUUAAAACACUAUGUUCAUCAAUUUAAUAAAACGGACACAUGAACAAUAAAUAACAAAUAGAA